Messenger RNA from Trematomus bernacchii (emerald rockcod), 1658 nucleotides. It is a transcript of the gene nop53, whose product is annotated as NOP53 ribosome biogenesis factor. Gene Ontology annotation, biological process: ribosomal large subunit assembly; rRNA processing. Gene Ontology annotation, molecular function: 5S rRNA binding. Bases 19 to 1407 code for a protein of 462 amino acids. Lineage: Eukaryota; Metazoa; Chordata; Actinopteri; Perciformes; Nototheniidae. The record is from RefSeq and is a predicted model, not a curated record. The transcript is spliced from 12 exons. Gene Ontology annotation, cellular component: nucleolus.
CACCAUUCCUCCUCCAACAUGGCGGCCAACAGGAGGAUGAAACGCAUGGCGUCCUCCCAGCCUGGUUUUAUUAAGUUAAAGUCCGUUUCGGGCAGCGAUAUCCUGGGCACCACUCGGAGAAAACGUCUGAACAAGAACAAGAAGAAGAACUGGAACAAAAACAUCGACAUCAACGAUGUGGACGAGUUUCUGGAAGACAUCCGACACCAGGAGAGAACCACAGGGGGUUUGCUUUCGGAGAAGACGGACGAAAGUUUGUUCUUUUUGGAUGUUGGACCACCAAAGAAAGCUGAACGGAAAGUGGCACCUGUCGAGGUGAAGAUGAGGAGGGGAAAGCCGGUGCGUCCUCUGAGAAUCGACCUGAUCCUGCAGCACGACUCCCUCGUUCCAGCACCUAAAGAUGUGCUAUCCUACCAGCUACCUAAUGCCAAGAAACUCCGCCGCAUUGCCCAGAAGGCUGAGCAUCUGGCAGCCAAAGGCAUAGUGCCACGGAGGCAGAAAAAGCUGCUGAACCUACGGGCGCCCGAGAAGACAGAAAGCAAGGCAGUGACUGACGCCAACAACAACCCCGAGAGAGACUUCUACGACAUAUGGGCACCAGAGAUAAAAAGUACAGCUGACCCCUGGUACCUUCAACAAACGCGCAAAUCGCGUGUCAAGCGUCCAGAGAAGUUGAAUGCGAAGCCGUCUGCGCUUCCUGCUGUGGAGGUGAUCGCUCCUGGAGGAUCUUACAACCCAGACUUCUUCUCCCAUCAGGCCUUGCUGCAGGAAGCCCAUGAUGUGGAAGUGAAGAAACAAAAAGCGGAAGACAAGCUUGUGAGGCAGCUGGCGGUCAACAAAGAUCACCUAGCAACAGAGGAGACGAUCUUCAGAGAGCAGGUGGAAGGCCUGGUAGAACAGGAAGAUGAUGAUAAUGAUGAAGAAGCAGGAGCUGAGGAUGAUGAUGGUGUGAUAGUAGGAGCCAUCGCACAGGCCUUGAAGAAGACGGAGAAAGACAGGAGGAAAGAGAGGGCAGAGAUACUCAAGGAGCAAAGUCGACAGGCCGACAAGGAGCAGACCUUCAGGCAGCAGCAGCUCUUCCAGCUGCGCUCCAUAAAGACCUCCAUCAAACAGGACGAGGCGGACACCAAAGUCAAACAGAUUCAGCGCAAAGCCAACCAGGAGGCCGAGAAAUCUCAACCCAGACGCCUCGGCAAACUCAAGUUUCAGGCUCAGGACCUGGAGGUCCAGCUGAGUGACGAGCUGGCCGGCUCCCUGCGACAACUCAAGCCAGAGGGCAGCGUCCUCAAGGAUCGCUUCAAGAGCAUGCAGAAGAGGAACCUGAUCGAACCCAGAGAAAGAGCCAAGUUCAAGAGGAGACUCAAAGUGAAGUAUCAGGAGAAGAGGGCUUUUAGAGAGAUCACUUAAAUGCCUGCCCUCAAACCACAGGAGCUGAACUCAAGAGGCUGGGCAGCGUUUUAAAGCCACAAAGACAUCAUAAUGGAACGGUGUAUAUACGACUGAAUGAGGGGCCCGUUUGACCCUUUCAGACAAUUUCAACUACUCACAAUUUAAUAUGGAAAAUCAAUGAUACGUGAAAAAAAAAAUAUGAAAGUGUUGGAUGUAAGUGUAGUGCAUUUGCUCUACUGGUUUCAUGUUUUAAUAUAUCUUUUCACACA